Molecule: messenger RNA, 2061 nt
Organism: Closterium sp. Yama58-4
Lineage: Eukaryota; Viridiplantae; Streptophyta; Zygnematophyceae; Desmidiales; Closteriaceae
Source: the annotation of a GenBank genome assembly
AUGCAACUGCAAAGUUAUGAAAGAGCCACUUUAAAGUUUUUUUUUGCACUUGCCUUUUCCGCGAUGCAGCAGCUGGACCCUCUUGUUUCAUCUCGGCGGGAAGCAGGCAGCAGCUCCGAAGCAGGCAGCAGCUCCGAAGCAGGCAGCAGCUCCGAAGCAGGCAGCAGCUCCGCAGCAGGCAGCAGCUCCGAAGCAGGCAGCAGCUCCGCAGCAGGCAGCAGCUCCGCAGCAGGCAGCAGCUCCGAAGCAGGCAGCAGCUCCGCAGCAGGCAGCAGCUCCGCAGCAGGCAGCAGCUCCGCAGCAGGCAGCAGCUCCGCAGCAGGCAGCAGCUCCGCGGCCUCCGCCAGUCAAGUGACUGCCAGCGAGCAGCACGAGGAGAACACGCGGCACUUCGGCUCCUCCUGGCCUCUGCUGCGCUGUGCCUUGGCCAGCAAGAGGCUGUUCCGCCAUGUCAUCUCCUUCUCCGUGAGUCAUUAUGCGUUCCCUGUAUGUCAUCCCCUUGUGGCCAAGCUCCUCUCUAAUUUGGGUGGGUGCUGGGUGGUCCCUUCCCUGUGUGAGCAGGAGCAACAGCCCAUCUCCCUCGUGUUCAAUAGCCAGGAGAUCCAACGGUCAGGAGCGCUCUGCAGCUUCCUCAAACUCCCGGGUCACAAGUCCAUUGACCUCACUUUUACCAGCUUGCCUGAUCUGCAGAGCUUCGACCGGCUUAUGGCGUCAUCUGCUCACUUCCUCACAAGACUAAGCCUUGUGAAGACACCGACCAUAGUGAAGGAUUCGACUGAACAGUACGAAUCUGCUCAGCACGAGCUGAUCAAUCCGGCCUUUCUCAAGGGGUUUCAGCAGCUGCAGCGGCUGAAGCUAGGCCGUGGGAAGUGGCAACUGGGCAAUGUGGAUGCGGCAUGGUUCAAGGCUCUAAGGAGUCUGACCAUCGCGCAGAUUGAUUGCGUGAAGCAUGACCUUAACUUCCUGUCUUCCAUCACCCCGCAGCUGCAUGAUUUCUCCCUUUUCUCCUUGAGGCUUAAGAGCAUAGUUCAUCUCUGUAAACUAACGCUUGAGUUUUCCGUUGCUCGAGCUGUCACCAUCAGAUUUGAGAACCAGCUGCUUGUAAUCAACCUCUCCCUCCCUCCCUCUCUCAAGAGGCUUUCUAUCGAGGCAGACGAGUUGGAGGUCAACUGCAAGGGCGCCACCUCUCUCUCUCUCGACUCUCUCGCCCUCACUGGCCGCAUGCAGCUCAUUGUUUUUUCACUCCCGCCAUUAGCUUGUGCCAACACGGUCCUCUUGAAUGGACCACACGUCCUGAACCAUACCUUCUGGCGGUCCCUCUCCUUGACCCAGCUGCUCAGGACCAUAGCGCCAACAGUGGAGACGCUUAUAGUGAGGCAUGGGUGGCCGCUGGAGAGUGUGGAUGCAGAGUGGAGCCGCCUGCGCUGCCUUGGGAUUGGCGUGGAAGGUUGGGGAAGUGGUGGGGAGAGGAUAAGACCGGCUACUGUGGAGGAAAGAGUGAGGAGCCGCUGUGUGGUGGAGACGAUGAGGCUUCCUUUUAUUAAGUCUCGGAAGCUGGAUGUGACAAGGCUUCCUUUCAUUCGAGCUCCAGAGCUGGAGUGUAUCUACUUUCCGACUCGGCAGUGCAAGCCCGAGAUGCUGGUGUCGCUGCAGCGGCAGUUCCCAUCCCUGACGUUACUGCUUAACCCCUCUCUCUCUUUCUUUUUCCCACACUCCUCCACACUCCUCCCUUUACAGAUCUUCCGCACUGGCUUUAUGAAGGCGUUGCAGAGGGCGUUCGGGGAAGAGUGGUGUGCAGUGUUUGACAUCCGUCCAGAAGUUCAAUUUCUCUCUCUCCCCUUCCCCCACACCUUACUUUCCGUGCAGAUCUUCCGCACUGGCUUCAUGAAGGCACUGCAGAGGGCGUUCGAGGAGGAGUGGUUUGGGGACUUAGAAGCUGCAUCGUGUGCCGCGUUUGACAUUCUAGAAGACAUGGCUUCGAGCGGCAUGGCUGAGAAGGGCGGACAGAAAGUCAUUCCGCCUGCUGCUCUGGAGAUGCUCAAGAAAAUGCUGCAACAGUAG